Messenger RNA from Ooceraea biroi (clonal raider ant), 630 nucleotides. RefSeq names its product heat shock protein 27-like. Gene Ontology annotation, biological process: response to heat; protein refolding. The record is from RefSeq and is a predicted model, not a curated record. Lineage: Eukaryota; Metazoa; Arthropoda; Insecta; Hymenoptera; Formicidae. Gene Ontology annotation, cellular component: nucleus; cytoplasm.
AUGAGCAGAUACAGAGCAACGUUGAUACCAAAAUUAUUCUCCCACUGGUGGGAAACCCUGGAACGUCCGCAUCGUUUGAUGGAUCAGCGAUUCGCCAUCAAUCCCACGCAUUUCUUCGAGCCUUCGUUCUUCGACCGAAGAUUUCCAACGACAAGAACAAUUCACGUGUGCCUCGACGUGCAACAAUUCGAACCCGAUGAGAUCACUGUCAAAGUGUUGGAUGAUUUCGUCGUCGUGGAAGGAAAGCAUGAGGAAAAAAAAGAUGAGCAUGGCUCGAUUUCUAGACAUUUUAUCAGGAAAUACAUGGUUCCAGAGCAAUGUGAUUCAGAGAAGUUAACGAGUACUCUCUCGUUGGAUGGUGUGCUUACGAUCACUGCACCAAGAAAGCCUGAAGCUGAAGAAGCCAGGAAAGAAAGAGUGAUUAAUAUUGAACAUACCGGGAAAUCCGCCGUAGAAGACGAUCCAGAAAUAAAACAAGGGGAUAAAAAAUAAAUGAGCUUUGUAAAAUUAUUAGCCUAUUGAUUAUUCACGUACAUGUAACGUUAUUAUACAUACGUACAAGUUAUAUACGUAUUUUACAUGUAUUGCUGAAAAUCAUUAAGUUUAAUAAAAUUUUGUAAAUAUAUAAGA